Messenger RNA from Bufo bufo (common toad), 533 nucleotides. RefSeq names its product LSM8 homolog, U6 small nuclear RNA associated (gene LSM8). Gene Ontology annotation, cellular component: precatalytic spliceosome; U4/U6 x U5 tri-snRNP complex; U6 snRNP. Lineage: Eukaryota; Metazoa; Chordata; Amphibia; Anura; Bufonidae. Gene Ontology annotation, biological process: mRNA splicing, via spliceosome. The transcript is spliced from 4 exons. Bases 113 to 403 code for a protein of 96 amino acids. The record is from RefSeq and is a predicted model, not a curated record. Gene Ontology annotation, molecular function: RNA binding.
UUUUUUGGUCGAGGAAUGAUGACGUUAUGAAAGGCGACUCUUGGCUUUACCCUGGCGGCUUCCUUGUGUUCAUCGGUAUAACGUGCAGCCGUCGCUUCUUCUGGUCGGUGAUAUGACGUCAGCGCUAGAGAAUUAUAUCAACCGAACGGUUGCGGUUAUAACGGCCGACGGAAGGAUGAUUGUGGGAACGCUUAAGGGUUUUGAUCAGACUAUUAACCUCAUUUUGGAUGAGAGUCAUGAGCGAGUAUUCAGUUCAUCACAAGGAGUAGAACAAGUGGUGCUGGGACUGUACAUUGUACGAGGAGACAAUGUGGCUGUGAUUGGAGAGAUCGAUGAAGACACAGACUCUGCACUGGACCUGGGGAAUAUUCGAGCUGAGCCUCUGAAUUCUGUUGUAAAUUGAAGAGAUGUGGACAUACAUCUAGAAUUGUAUAUGUUUUUUUUUUUAUUACUGCCUUUUGGAUGAAUCUCAUUCUGCAUCUUUUUAUUAGAAGUGUGUUCUACCUUAUGUAAAUUAAAGUGUUUAUACGUUU